AUGCCAGACGUGGAAAAAACUGAAUGGGCCUAUCCAUGGGAAAGCUUAAGUUUGGGUGAUCACCAUUAUCGGUUCUCGCCACAUUUGGAGCCAUUGAUGUCUGUCUCCCAAAAAGUCACAUGUGCAAUUCUGGAGACACCAGUGACCUAUCAACAAGCCGCAACAAAGUUCGGAGUACAGAGCACUCAAAGAGUCCUUUGUACAGAGUACGCAGCUCAUGCAUCCCCUGUCUAUCACGGCAAUGCACAGGAUGAAGACCACGGGACGUCCAUGUAUGGCAAUGCGGAGUUCCGUAUAGAUACUAGUUCGUAUUCGUCCCCCAGCGCAACCAUGCGACCGGUGUCAACCGCUCCCCGUAGACAAGAAGAGGAACAUGCCAUUAACAUGGUUGAGCGGGAUCCGAUUCCAAGGAACGACGAAGAGGCCAACGACGUCAGCUUCCAUUUUUCCGGCUUGGCUUCGUUUUAG
Messenger RNA from Aspergillus ruber CBS 135680, 468 nucleotides. RefSeq lists its product as uncharacterized. The record is from RefSeq and is a predicted model, not a curated record. The coding region runs from base 1 to 468 and encodes 155 amino acids. Lineage: Eukaryota; Fungi; Ascomycota; Eurotiomycetes; Eurotiales; Aspergillaceae. The transcript is spliced from 3 exons.